AAAAAUGAAACCCUCACUGCGUGGGCUCUCACAAAUUGGAAUGGCUCGCCGAGCCGUCGAGCUCUCCAGUUAUGAUGCUCAACAAGUUGAAUAUAUGAGAGAACAGUGUAUAAAUGUUGACGAAAAUGAUCGAAUUAUUGGAGGAGUUAGUAAAAGAGAAGCACAUAGUUCAUAUCAAUUGGUUCUUCAUCGUGCGUUCUCCGUAUUUUCAUUCACAUCAGAUAACAAAUUACUAAUGCAAAAAAGAAGUGCAGAAAAGAUCACAUUUCCAAACUUGUGGACCAACACAUGCUGUAGUCACCCAUUGCAUACACAACAAGAAAUGGACGGAGUUCCUGGAGCCAAGAGAGCAGCAAUCAGAAAACUCGAACACGAAUUAGGAAUUACUGGAGUGUCACUCAAUAAAUUUCAAAUGGCUGGAAAAUAUAUUUAUCGUGCUGAAAUGAACAAUGCUCCAUGGGGAGAGCAUGAGUUGGACUAUGCGCUUAUUUUGAGGGGAAUUGGAGCAGAAAAUUGUAAUAUUAAUGAAAAUGAGGUGGCAGAAGUGAGAGAAGUCGUAUUGGAUGAGCUCAAAUUAUGGAUGAGAAAAGAACCAAAUUCCUUCACGCCGUGGCUCAAGCUGUUCUCACAAACUGAAACAUUUGAAAAAUGGUGGACCAUAAAUAAGAACACUGAAGAAUCGAUAGAAGAUACAAAUAUCUAUAAAUUACAUUAAAAUAUUUGAUUCUUCUGUUUAUCAUAGGGUGCUACUUUUACAAUUAUUUUGUAUUUCUAGGUACGGAUAGAACGCUGCCAUGUCCUGUUAUUUGACCUCUUAUAAAUAAAACUCAUGUCUU
Messenger RNA from Caenorhabditis elegans, 836 nucleotides. RefSeq names its product isopentenyl-diphosphate Delta-isomerase (gene idi-1). Gene Ontology annotation, biological process: dimethylallyl diphosphate biosynthetic process; isoprenoid biosynthetic process. The transcript is spliced from 4 exons. The record is from RefSeq and is marked reviewed. Lineage: Eukaryota; Metazoa; Nematoda; Chromadorea; Rhabditida; Rhabditidae. Gene Ontology annotation, molecular function: hydrolase activity; catalytic activity; metal ion binding. The coding region runs from base 5 to 715 and encodes 236 amino acids.